ACGAAGCUUCAUUCCAACUUAAUAAGCCAUGUGUUCUCCCAAAACGUCACUACUUGCCUUGCACGGAAUUUCUAAAAAAUUGUUUGACAAACAUGGCCAGUGGCCACUCUGUCAGGACGAAGAGAUUGGUUGAAGAAUCCUUUUGACUUUCUAAUAUUGCUCACCAAGCAAAUCUCUUAGCUGUCUUUAUAAUUUGAGCCACGCCAUAGAGUUCAAAGAAAAAACAAAACUAGAAACCUCAUCAAAAUACUCUGCAAUGUCAAGCCAAACACCAACAGUCCCUUCUCCCGAUCCCAUCAUCGUCGAUGAUCCCUACAAGCGCCUCGAAAUCACCCUUAAUCCUGACGGUUCUCUUACACGCAACGCCAAUAGGUAUCCUAACACCUCAGCCACACCUGAUCCAAACCAACCCAUCCCAGUUCUAUCCAAGGACAUCAUUUUCAACCAAGGAAAACACACUUGGGCUCGCAUAUUCCUGCCCCGGUGGCAAGUAAUUGAUACUUCUUCCAGUGCAAAGAAGCUCCCUCUCAUAGUCUACUACCAUGCAGGAGGGUUCAUCCAAUGCAGCGCAGCAUCAACAAUUUUCCAUGUUUUUUGCUCAAACAUGGCUUUGGAGCUCCAAGCUAUAAUUGUGUCCGUUGACUAUCGUCUUGCUCCUGAGCAUCGGCUUCCAGCAGCUUAUGAUGAUGCCAUGGAAGCGUUGCACUGGAUAAAAACUACCCAAGAGGAAUGGUUGACAAAGUAUGCGGAUUUUGCUACUUGUUUCCUUAUGGGGUCAAGUUCAGGUGGCAACAUUGUCUACCAUGCAGGAUUACGCGCAGCCAAAGAAGUUGAUGAUCUUGAGCCCUUGAAGAUCCAAGGGCUAAUAUUGCACCAACCAUUCUUUGGUGGGUCCAAAAAGGCUGAGUCAGAGUUAAGGUUGGUCAAUGAUCCCAUCUUGCCACCAGGUGUGAGCGACCUGAUGUGGGAACUGGCGUUGCCCAAUGGCGCUGACCGUGAUCACGAGUAUUGUAAUCCAACAGCAGGCAAGGGGUCAACGCUUUUGGAGAAUCUGGUUUCCGUGCGAUGGAGGGUGCUGGUGACUGGAUGUGAUGGGGAUCCUUUGAUUGACCGUCAGGUUGGCCUUGUCAAGUUGAUGGAAGAGAAGGGAGUAAAGGUAGCGAGUCAUUUUCAUGCAGGAGAUUAUCAUGGAGUGGAUUUUACGCAGCCUGCUAAGGCCAAGGCACUUUUUUUGGUCUUAAAGCGGUUUAUUUGAUCUGCUGAGACUGAAUUGAUCGUUUUCAACUGCGAUGGAUGGCGUGCAGUGGCUUAAAUAAAUGCAGAUUAGAAAUUUGGUGCUGUUUUUUUAAUUGAAAAGCAAGCAGAGGAUAGUUAAUGUGAUAAUUAUCUAUUUUCUGAA
Messenger RNA from Durio zibethinus, 1399 nucleotides. The record is from RefSeq and is a predicted model, not a curated record. NCBI's taxonomy places the organism in Eukaryota, Viridiplantae, Streptophyta, Magnoliopsida, Malvales, Malvaceae.